ACCUGGUAUUGGACUGAUUUCGCAUGUGGUAAAACCUGUAUUACCAGAAAUAGAAGAAGAUGCAGUUCCUUUGGUAUAAAUGUACAUUGAAAAACAUCGUAACCUUGCAAUCAGGUGGAAACCACCACUACCAACUGAUACAUCAUCUUGGCAUUUAACUCAGUACAGCAAUCUAGAAAGCUGCAAAAAUACAAUCAUCCGGCAAGCAACUGCAGUAUGCAUAUCAGAUGAUAAAGAUAUUUUAUCCAAUCAGCGGACUGCUCUUAUAAAAUAUAUGAUGAGCCAAAAUGAUCCAAGGGUAUCUGGACGUCCAAGAGCUCGAACUCAGUUACAGUAUCUCACAAACAUGGAACAGCUGUCUACUGCCUCUAAUACGAGUCUUGAUGAAAAUGUUGAAAGUUCAGAAGCAGAACCCUUAACAAAUCAAAAAGCAACUUACGAGGAUGUUGAAAGAGAACUAGCUGAAAGCGACGCCAAAAGGAUAAAACUUGAAAUUGACCAAAGGGAAAUGCAACAAAGGAUCAUUGCUCUCGAAGAAGAAAUAAAAACACUAAAAGAAGAUCCAGUUCGCAUACUUACUUCAACUGUUCGUGAGCACACUGUUAUUAUUCAAAGGUUCAUAGACGGAUCAGCAACAGAUCGACCAACCGUUGGCCAACUUCCUGGUACACCAAGACCUUCUCCUGGUUCAAAAGUUUCAACAACACCUGAUACAUUUACUCCAGUGAAAUUCCAUGGUAAUGUUACCAUUAAUCCACAAAAAUUGAGGGAAGCUAUUAUUUCUGGACGUACGAAAACACAAAACCCACAUAGGCGAUUAAACAAAACCGUUUCAAUUUUGUUAUCAGCGUGGUAUGAGCCAGCAGAAUUAGCUCAGUUUAGUCUAGCUGGGAAAGCAUGUCCUAGCAUUCCUGGAAGUAUUCCUAAGCCCAAGUUUCCGGAAGAUAUCCUAGAAGCAAUCGAAAGGUUCUUGAUUCCAAAAUGGGAAACUUGGCAUAGCAUCAUUUUAACCCCUGAACAAAUCAAAACUUCCGUUGGGGAUCGCUUGUUGUCAUGUCAUACGAGUGAAAAAAAGUUAAAGAAGAAGCAAGCAGCCUUUGAAUGUGCGGCAGAAAAUGGUGACGGGGGAAGUGCAGAAAAUGGUGAUGGACGAAGUGCAGAAAAUGAUGAUCUCAACCCAUCAGAUUACGAUUAGUUUUCAUCUCCU
Messenger RNA from Daphnia magna, 1207 nucleotides. RefSeq lists its product as uncharacterized. Lineage: Eukaryota; Metazoa; Arthropoda; Branchiopoda; Diplostraca; Daphniidae. The transcript has 7 exons. The record is from RefSeq and is a predicted model, not a curated record. The coding region runs from base 80 to 1195 and encodes 371 amino acids.